CAAAAAAGCUCGAAGAAAUUGAAACCCUAGAAAGAAAAAAAAGAAGAAAAAUCCCCAAAAAUUUCAGAGAGGAACGAUUUCAAUCUCAAUUUCAAACCAAGCCAGAAAGAAAAGCAAUUUGAUUUUUCGUUUCCGCUCUGCCUUUCUCUCACAUAGUUGAUUUACAAUUUUUUUUUUUUUUUGUUUUGUUCUGUUAUUGGUUUGUUUUCAGGGGAACGAUUAAUUAGAGUUGGAGUGGUGGGAUAUUGUGAUAGGGGAUAUUGUAGAAUCAUCAUCAUCUGUUUUUCUGGGUUUUGUGUUGAUGCUGGUGAUGUUAUCUGUGAAUUCUCUAAUGGUGGGUUUUGUCUUGUCAAAUUAGGGUUUUCAAUUUGUGUCCACUCUCUUCCUUUUUCUGUGGGCCUUUUGAUUCCUUCCUCGACGACGCUGCGAAAGCCCGACAUUACUGGUUGAAGGUGGGAUUCAGUGUGGGAAAAGAUGUCAUCACCAUAUCCCAAACUUGACAAUCGAACAAUUGAUCAGUGGAAGGUUACUGAGUUGAAAGAAGAGCUUAAGAGGCGGAAAUUGACAACCAAGGGUUUGAAGGACGAUUUGAUCAAACGUUUGGAUGAGGCAAUUCGAAUUGAAAGGGAAAAUGCCGAGAGGCUUGAAAGGGAAAAUGCCGAGCGGCUUGAAAGAGAGAAUGCCGAGAGGCUUGAAAGGGAGAAUGCCGAGAGGCUGGAAAGGGAAAAUGCUGAGAGGCUAGCAAGGGAAAAUGCUGAGAGGCUGGAAAGGGAAAUUGCCGAGAAGAUUGUGAGGGAAAAUGCCGAGAAGAAUAUAGAGGGUAAUGCUGAGAAGGUGGAUAAUGGUUUUAAUGCUGAUCCGGAGCAACAUGCAGUGGAUGCUAAAACAACUACAGGCUUCAUUGAUGGGCGGGAAAAGGCUGAAAACGUUGUCAUUGGUGGUAGUGCAGCAGCAUUGAAUCAAGGCAAUAUCGAAGAGGAUUAUGUUCUUGUGGAUAAACAUGAUACUGCUACUGUUGGAGAGGAGCUGAUUGUUCAAUCAGCUACUGUUGAAACCACUGUUACUGUCACUGAGAAUGUGGUAGAAUAUUUAGAUUUAGGUGGGCAAGGUUCACAGAACACUGAAGCAAAGAAGACGAAUGAGAAUUCAAAACCACAGCUAGAGAAUGAGGAUCCAGAGCCCCAGCUGGAGAAUGAGGAUCCAGAGCCCAUGCGGGAGAGUCUGGUUUCAAAGCCCCAGUUGGAGAAUGAGGAUCCAAAGCCCCAGCUGGAGAAUGAGGAUCCAAAGCCCCAGCUGGAGAAUGAGGAUCCAGAGCCCACGCGGGAGAGUCUGGAUUCAAAGCCCCAGUUGGAGAAUGUUGAUCCAAAGCCCCAGCUGGAGAGUGAGAGUUUAGAUGCUACACCCAAGGAUGCCGUGCUCGACUCUUCUGCCCCAAACUACCAGGUAUCUGAGGUCAGCACUGUUUUAGGGUCUGAAGUAAACUAUGAUUAUAUUUCUACUGAUACUGUGUCAAUUAAUGAAAAGAUUGAACUAAAGGAUAAUAUAAUUGCUGAUCAUGUCAAAUUAGAAUUAGAUGUUAAGCCGGAGAUGGUGGACCCAUCAUCCAGUGCUGUUGUCCCAGUCAAUGGUGAUUCACAUCCAAUGGAUGCUGAAGAGCCACCUGAGAGCAAGGCAUCUGUUAGAGAGAAAGAUGACAACUAUGAUACUAAUGCAGACAUUAGCAAGAAAAAUGAUAGUGUGGAUGUGGGGUACUCAGAAAAAUUAAAUUUGGAGAGAAGUUCUGGAGAUGAUUCUAUGGAAGAGGAUGUGCUGGACAGUAAACAAAUUGAUUCAAAGUAUAGUUCUGAUUAUGUGGGAGAUAGGGUUGAGAAAACUGAAGAACCUAUUGCAUUGGAGGAUAGUCAUGUUGAUGUUGUGGGAGAUGAUAAUUCCUCUGAUAAAAUGGAUACAAGUGUUGAUAACAAGAAUCAUCCAGCUCUUCCUGCUGAGAAAAGAAAGCUUAAUGAUAAAGCAGCAGUUGUGACCAAUGAGCCUGCUGUAAAGAGGCGCAGGUGGAACUCUGAAAACUUGAAAGUUCCAGAGCCACAAAACUCUAUUCAAACACCUACCACCACACCCAAAGAUACUUCUCAGACCCCCAUUCUGAAGCGUAACUUUUCAAGAUCAAACUCUACAAUUGGUGAGGAUAUUCCCAAGGAACGUGUUGUUCCUCCAUCGCAGAAGCCACCAACUAAUUCCUUAAAGAUUGAUCAUUUUUUGCGGCCUUUCACCCUGAAAGCUGUGCAAGAACUUCUUGGGAAAACUGGGAAGGUUACUGAUUUCUGGAUGGACCACAUUAAGACCCAUUGCUUUGUUACCUAUUCAUCUGUGGAAGAAGCCGUGGAGACACGGAAUGCUGUGUAUAACUUACAGUGGCCAACCAAUGGAGGCCGCCUCUUAGUGGCGGACUUUGUUGAUCCUCAGGAAGUACAAACCCGGGUGCAGAAUCCUCAGACUCCUGCUACACCUGUGAGUGCUCCUGUUGCUCCUGCUUUCUCAGCCACUUCGCAGCAUCAGCCUUCACCUCGUCUAUCUAAGCAGCAACUACAGCAGCAGCUUCCACCACCCCCUUCUCCCCCUCCGCCACACCUGUCUACCCUUCCCCCAGCAAGAGAGCGGCUUCCUCUGCCUCCCCCACCUCCUCUUUCAGAGAAACUUGAUCCUCCGAUUGUCACUUUGGAUGAUCUAUUUCGAAAAACUAAAGCAACCCCUCGGAUCUAUUACCUACCUUUAUCCCAAGAACAAGUAGAGGCAAAACUUGCAGCACAGGGCAGAAACCCUAAGCAGUAGGACAUGUCAGUUCACGCUCUUCAGAUUUUCUGAUGGGUUUGGUCACUGUUAGAUAGUGGUAGGGAGGGAAGUAUCCUUUGCAUUUAUUAUGGUUUUUGGUUUUUGAAUUCUCUGCUUUAUGUUUAGGGGCAUGAGGACAAGUUCAGUGUUGGAAAUUUCCGAACACUGAGCUAUCUUUAUGGAUUAAUGGAUCCAUUGUAUCUUCAUCCGACUUCACUUUAGUUGGUGGACUGUAACUUCUAUUGAACAAAUCUUUCUUACAGUUUAUGAAUGUAGGACAUGUUGAUGUUUUCCAUAAAUCUACCUCAGCCAGUCAUGUAUUGGACUUGAUCUGAGCUGCCCUAGUUUGUGCAGCUUGGUGACAUGAGUUGUGCACGCUAUACAUUUAUGGGGUGUUCCUCUUUGGUA
This is a messenger RNA of Rosa chinensis, 3237 nucleotides long. RefSeq names its product myb-like protein X. The record is from RefSeq and is a predicted model, not a curated record. Lineage: Eukaryota; Viridiplantae; Streptophyta; Magnoliopsida; Rosales; Rosaceae. Gene Ontology annotation, molecular function: nucleic acid binding.